AUGACAGAGGAGAGGGUUAUUGAUCACUGUCAUUUGACAGGAAAAAUCAGAGGUGUGGCUCAUAGCAGUUGUAACUUGAAAUAUACAAAUCCGCACUAUGUACCCAUAUUUUUCCAUAAUUUAAGUGGGUAUGAUAGUAAUUUAUUUAUUAAGGAACUUGCUGCCAGAGAUGGUGAAAAUAUUUCAUGCUUACCUUUGCAUAAGGAAAAGUAUAUUUCAUUCAGUAAAAAAAUAAAAUUUAAAACUUCCUCCAGAAGUAUUACUGUGCGCUUUGUAGACUCGUUUAAAUUUAUGCCAACAAGUUUAAAGAAGUUAGUUAAAAAUCUAUCGCCCAAUCAGUUUCAAAUACUUCCUCAUUACGUUCCGAACCCUGAACUAAUGGAUCUAAUAAUGCAAAAAGGAGUAUUUCCAUAUGAAUACAUUGAUUGUUGGUCUAAGCUUGAAGAAAAUUCCCUACCUGAUAAACAGUUAUUUUACAGUGAAUUAACACAAACACACAUUUCCGAUCAUGAUUACCUACACGCACAAAAGGUAUGGCAAAAAUUUGAAUGUAGCUCGUUGGGUGAAUACUUUGAUUUAUAUCUUAAAACAGAUAUCUUACUACUGGCUGAAGUUUUUGAAAACUUUCGCGGUAUUUGCUUAGGUGUGUACGAACUAGAUCCAUGUAGAUAUCUCACAGCACCAGGUCUCUCGUGGGAUGCCAUGUUAAAAGAGACGGGUGUAAAUCUUGAACUUCUUACUGAUUACGAGAUGCUUCAAUUCAUACAAUCAGGCAUUCGAGGUGGGAUCAGUCAAGUUUCAAAAAGGAAAUGCUAA
Messenger RNA from Pieris macdunnoughi, 816 nucleotides. The record is from the annotation of a GenBank genome assembly. NCBI's taxonomy places the organism in Eukaryota, Metazoa, Arthropoda, Insecta, Lepidoptera, Pieridae.